AUGAUGAUGAGAUGGUGAUGUUCCAGUUCAGCGCCUGGAUCGGAUGUAAAUACCAUAGCUUGACACAUUCUUUUAAAUGCGUGGAUGGUACUUGGAUAGAUUUCAACAGUCAUUGGUGGUCUAAUCACAAUACCUACGAACCGCUACGUGCAGUAAGUCUACAACAUGCAAUUUGCUUAUACACCUUUAACGGCAAAUUGAAGGAUGUUAUAUGUUCAGAGGGAUCUUAUGCUACGUAUUGUGAAGCCGAGCCUCUCCCGGACACUCAACAACAGAAGGAUCGUCGUAUGUCCAACAUCUCUAAACCAGCUACAGAUCGACAUAGUCGUGCUCUCAUUGGCUAUUGUAGCAAUGAUCACUUGGUAAAGUUGGCGCCAAUCGGAGGAAAGCCACGCUACGCUGUAGUUUGCAAAAAUAAAUGUUACUAGACCGUCAAAUUUCGUUUUUAGAGCAGAUACUGACGUCUGAGUAUAAUUUAAUUGACAUAUUCAUGUUAUACAACUAACUUCUGAUUGUAAUAAUUAGAUGCAAUGUACACGAUGUGAGGUUCUUAUCUCUG
Lytechinus variegatus (green sea urchin) is the source of this 559-nucleotide messenger RNA. RefSeq lists its product as uncharacterized. The transcript is spliced from 3 exons. Bases 12 to 428 code for a protein of 138 amino acids. The record is from RefSeq and is a predicted model, not a curated record. NCBI's taxonomy places the organism in Eukaryota, Metazoa, Echinodermata, Echinoidea, Temnopleuroida, Toxopneustidae.